AUGAGAGCGUCGACAUCGACACUCGCCGUGGCGCUCGCCACGCUGCUCACCACGCUCUCUGCGCUCUGCACGCGUGCGUCGGCGGAUCGUGUAUCUUUCGGUCAUCUCAAUCCACACCAUCUUGCGGCUCGCGACGCGUCGACAUUCACCGCGAAAGAGCAAGGUACGAAUUUGGGUCUCCAGGACCACACGCAGCCCGACGUACCGUCCGGGUCUCGACUCACGUCGAUCGACGUAGGCGACUCAUCGCACAAGCUCGGCGUGUAUUGGACGCGCAACCCGUCGAACCGGCAUGCGAAACAGGCAUUCGUCAUGAUCCACGGCCGCAACCGAAACGGCGCCGAUUACUGGAAGACAAUGAACGACAUUCUCACUUCCGCCGUCUCGGCAUCGUACCCGUCAGCGGAUGCCAACGCAAUCAUUGUAUCGCCUGUAUUUUACUCGCAAAAACUCAACAAGGGCCAAUACAAAACCCUCGAGUUGGCCUGGGACGACAUCAAUGCGUGGCAAGCGGGCGAGGCUGCUAUCCACCCGCACGGCGCAAAGGAAUCCAGCUUCGAUGCAUUGGAUGCGUUGUUUGACGAGUUUUCCAACUUGACAAAGUACCCGAGCAUGCAAGAGCUCGUCUUUGUCGGUCACGGAGGCGGUGCACAGCUGAUCAACCGGUACGCCAUCGUGGCAAAGGAUAUGUCGUCGAAAGAGCUCAAUGUGCGUUUCGUCGUCGGAGACCCCUCAUCCAGCGUCUACUUCACCCAAGACCGUCCCACCACCAACGCACACAUCGCAUCCAAGGCCGACUGUCCGCUGUACAACACGUGGCGGUAUGGUUUCGACAACUUCACCGGAACCCUCAACGGACUCAAGACGCCACAGGAGUAUUUUGCACAAAACGUCAAGCGCGACGUGCGCUAUAUUGUAGGCUAUGACGAUACGGCGGAAUCAGGAGACCAGUACUGCAUGGCAAUCCUUCAAGGUGGGGUAGCGCGGCGCGAUAGGAAUCUGGCUUGGUGGAAGUACAUCAACAUGCUCGCCAGAACCGACGAGGACGUGAGCGGUCUUCCGGGCAACCUGACGCUCGAGACGCUGCCGGACUGGAGCAGUCUGAGCGGCCGAACGCUGGCGCAUACAUUGACGGUGAUUCCAGGAGCCACGCACAAUGCGGACGAGGUGUUUGCAAGUCGUCAGGGAAGGACCGUCUUGUUCGCCAACAAGCAGGCCGAUGUGAUGAGCGGCUGGCGACCAAAAGGAUACAGCAAGUCUCGCGUGUCCUCGAUUUCCUUGUCGUCAGCAUCCUUGUCGACCGCCAGCGUCUCACCCAGCCCAACUGGCUCAAGUGCGUCUAGCGCGAUCGGCACAUCCAGCGCAAUGAGCCAGCAGUCCACUUCUGCAUCGCUCGUCAUCUACAGCGCGCCUCCCUGGACACUCCAAGCUGCUGCGUGCUUCGCUAUCGCCCUCGUCGUGCUUGCCUGA
Mycosarcoma maydis (corn smut) is the source of this 1470-nucleotide messenger RNA. RefSeq lists its product as uncharacterized. NCBI's taxonomy places the organism in Eukaryota, Fungi, Basidiomycota, Ustilaginomycetes, Ustilaginales. The coding region runs from base 1 to 1470 and encodes 489 amino acids. The record is from RefSeq and is a predicted model, not a curated record. The transcript has a single exon.